UGUUCAUUCGCUUGCUCUUUUAUCCACAGACCCCUCUUUUCCUCUAUUUUAAAAGGUAACGCAUGCCCAGACUGUAGUAGUCGGCCUAGCCCUGCUGGAUAAACGCUGGACAGAUCACAGGAGGAGAAGGACGAUGCUGUUGGACACUGAUCGACCAGUGAUGAACCGCUGGCUCAGACACGCUCACACUGUUUGAUUGCAUAGUGCACACGGUACACGGCCUAGCACUGGUGUCAGAACCCGCCAUGUAAACGCAUGCGACUAACGCAAUGCCAGCAAUGCUCCCGGCACUUUCUCUUUUGUAUAUGUAGCCGAAACGCAGUUUUUCGCCAGCAAAAUCUACCAUGCAUCUUAUGUACACUCUGGACGCCGAGGGCAAGCGUGUUUACACCCUGAAGAAGGUCACCGAUGCCGGUGAGGUAACAAAGUCCGCGCACCCGGCGCGGUUCUCGCCCGACGACAAGUACUCGCGGCAUCGCGUUACUCUGAAGAAGCGGUUCGGCCAGCUGCCGACCCAGCAGCCUGAGAUCAAGGUGUAAAAUGUGCUUUUUGAGAAUACGAAUAGACCCGUC
Molecule: messenger RNA, 572 nt
Organism: Linderina pennispora
Lineage: Eukaryota; Fungi; Kickxellomycota; Kickxellomycetes; Kickxellales; Kickxellaceae
Product: H/ACA ribonucleoprotein complex subunit 3
Exons: 2
Coding region: 345-539 (64 amino acids)
Biological process (GO): rRNA pseudouridine synthesis; ribosome biogenesis; positive regulation of telomerase RNA localization to Cajal body
Cellular component (GO): box H/ACA snoRNP complex; box H/ACA telomerase RNP complex
Molecular function (GO): box H/ACA snoRNA binding; telomerase RNA binding
Source: RefSeq, a predicted model, not a curated record